UCCGCGUGCGAGUUGCGAGUUCAUGCAAGUUCGUGCAACGCAAAACAUUCUUAUACGUGAUGUCAGAAAUGGAAAGGACCGAAAGUAGCUUCACGCAGUGGCGUAAUUCUUCCAAUUAUCGAGUCGAAGGCGAUUCUGUGAUAAUUUCUGACAGCGAGGAUGAGAUCAAUGAUUCAAGAAAAAACGACAAACAAAUAAUCGUCGACGAAAGCAUAGAGCUCGAGGAUGAUGUCGAUAAUUCUAUCAAGGAUACUACACCGAGGAAGAAUUAUAAAGAUAGUGAAGAUGACAAUACACCUGUUGUCCGUCCGAACAUAAAUAAAAAAACAAGAAGAUAUAUGUUGGAUUCUGAGUCUGACAGUGAUUAUGAACAGAUAGAUGAUCAUGAAAAUAAUGAAGCAUAUCAUACGAUUAAUGAUUUUAACUCUGAUUCAAAAAGUUCUCGUGAAAAUUAUGAUGAAGAAUAUUACAGUGACUUCAAUUCUGAUUCAGAUUCUUGUCUUUCAUCUUCACAAAUUAAAAAUAAGAGUAAAAAAAGAAAAGAUGUUACUCAUGAUAAUACCAGAGAAGAUAUAAAAGAAUUAAAACUUAAUUCUUCUAAUGAUUCUCUAAUUAACAUAAAUGACUUUGAGGAAUCAUACAAACAAAAUAAUACUAACCAGAUACGGAAAAUGACAGACACGGAAGACAAAGAAAUUGAUGUACCUGUGACUAUUGAGCUUGAUUCAGAUUCUGCUUCUGGACAAAACAGCGAUGCUGAAUUUGCAAUAUCUGUUGCAAAAGAAGUAACUGGUAUUGGAAAUGUGGAUUUAAUGGCGCAAAAAAGAGCACUUACGGUUUACAAAUUAGAGCAGCUUAAAAAUGAGUCAGCCCAGAUGAAGCAACUACUCACUGAAGGAAAUAUCGACAUAUUUCCCGAUAAAGGACAAAAAUUACAAGAAUUCAUACAUCAGCAAGAAGAAGAAAUAAAGAACUUGACACAUGAAUUGGAAGAUACUUCUUUAGUACCACUUUUCAAUAAUCGAGAUACUGUAGAAAAAUCACAUUUCAAGAAAGAAUUACAAUUUUCUGAAGAUGAGCUAGACUCAAACUACACCGAUUAUUCAUAUUUGGAUAUUGACAAUAUACCAAUGAGACCUACCACAUCUCCUGAAUCAAGGCAACUUAGUUUAAAAGCACAAGCAACAAGAGAUAAGGAAUAUGCUUUAACGGUUGAACGAUUACAAGAUUUGCAUGGAUCUCUAGUAGCUCGGCCAUCAGAGAAAGAAAAAGCAGAAGAUCCAAAAGGGUUGAAGGUACAGUUAAUGCCGCAUCAACAGCAUGCUCUCGCAUGGCUUCUGUGGAGAGAACAGCAAAGACCAUCCGGUGGCGUUUUAGCUGAUGAUAUGGGCUUGGGCAAAACACUAACUAUGAUAGCUUUGAUUUUGACCACUCUUGCUAAAGAUUCUGAUGAAAGUGAUGAUAAUGAUGCUACAUGGGAAGGAUCUUCACUAUGUUAUAAAGGUGGUACUCUAGUAGUAUGUCCUGCAUCUUUAUUGUCACAAUGGAAAAAUGAAGUGCAGAACAGAUGCAAACUUGGUCUAUUAUCUGUUCAAGUGCAUCAUGGCAGCAAUCGACAGAACGCUCCUAAACAAUUAGCAAGAAAAGAUAUAGUCAUCACGACAUAUAAUAUAGUAUCUCGAGAAUAUAAAACUAAUUCUACAUUAUAUAAGAUUAAUUGGAAAAGAGUUAUACUCGAUGAAGCGCAUAUAAUAAGAAAUCACAAGAGUCAAGCAUCUGAAGCAGUAUGUGGACUUGUAGCGAAUAAACGGUGGGCUCUUACCGGCACACCUAUACAGAAUAAGGAGUUAGAUUUAUAUUCCAUACUGAAGUUUCUUAAAUGCUCACCUUUCGACGAUUUACGCGUUUGGAGGCGAUGGGUAGAUAAUAAAAACGCUGCGGGCCAUCAAAGAUUAGCAACGGUAAUGAAGACGUUAAUGUUACGCAGAACUAAACACGAAUUGAUGUCGAAGGGCGAGUUGGAAAGUUUACCCGAUAAAUGCAUUGAGGAGGUGAUAGUGCAACUCGAUCAACAGGAACAAUUGGUUUAUAAAAAAAUUUUAGCGUAUUCCCGUACUCUGUUUGCACAAUUUUUAGCUCAACGUGCAGAGAAAGAACACAUGUUAGAUUUGUACAGUGGCAAAUACGAUAAACCUUCCUUUUCCUCAAACCCAAACAAGGAGACUCAAUUCACGGAAGCACAAAAAAAGUUAUUAGCGUUACACGCCGACGUAAAGACACAUGAAAUUUUAAUGCUUCUGCUACGACUGCGUCAAAUAUGUUGUCAUCCGGCAUUGAUCCACGCAAUGCUGGAUCAGGAAGACUUGCAACAAAGCGGUAUAAUGGAUAUAGAAAAUGUGGAUUCUAAUUUAUUAUCGCGCGUUCAUAAUAUGUCACUUACUGGAGUUGAUAAUGAAGAGAAGGAAAACGCUGGUAUUGAUCAAAGAAUAAUGGAAAAUCUACUCACUGCCGAAAAUCCGGUAUUUGAUAAUGAUCGUAUUAGUUCUAAAAUGAAGAUGCUACUUGAUAUUGUUAAAAAAAUUUUGCAAAAAAGUAAUGAUAAACUUAUUAUCGUUUCGCAAUGGGCAGCAUUGUUGGAAGUUAUUGCCUCACAUUUACCCUCAAUAAAAGGGGCUACUUUUAGCAAAUUUACAGGAAAUGUUCCUAUCAAAGAUCGACAGGGUAUAAUGGAAUCUUUUAACAGUCGAAAUUUUGGUCCGAGAAUUCUAUUAUUGUCACUGACUGCUGGCGGAGUGGGAUUAAAUUUGGUAGGCGGAAAUCAUUUGUUGUUAUUCGAUAUUCAUUGGAAUCCACAGUUAGAAACACAGGCGCAAGACAGGAUUUAUCGUUUUGGUCAAACAAAGAAUGUUUAUGUUUACAAAUUUAUCUGUGUUAAUACAAUAGAAGAGCGUAUUAAAGCGUUGCAAGAACGGAAACUUCAAAUAGCAACAAACGUAUUGAGUGGUAGUACAAGCAGGGUGGUUGGAAAACUUACGCUGAAUGAUCUCAAAUCUUUAUUCGGCUUCUAA
Molecule: messenger RNA, 3068 nt
Organism: Atta colombica
Lineage: Eukaryota; Metazoa; Arthropoda; Insecta; Hymenoptera; Formicidae
Gene: lds
Product: transcription termination factor 2
Exons: 13
Coding region: 60-3068 (1002 amino acids)
Molecular function (GO): ATP-dependent chromatin remodeler activity; ATP binding
Source: RefSeq, a predicted model, not a curated record